Molecule: messenger RNA, 4778 nt
Organism: Odocoileus virginianus texanus
Lineage: Eukaryota; Metazoa; Chordata; Mammalia; Artiodactyla; Cervidae
Gene: TBCK
Product: TBC1 domain containing kinase
Biological process (GO): mitotic spindle organization; protein phosphorylation; activation of GTPase activity
Cellular component (GO): cytoplasm; nucleus; centrosome
Molecular function (GO): GTPase activator activity; protein serine/threonine kinase activity; ATP binding
Source: RefSeq, a predicted model, not a curated record
ACCUGUCAGCGGAGAGCGCCGGGCUCGUUCUCCUGGCCGGAUUCCGAGCUGGCAAGGCCCGCUGACUUCGCUCGCGGACAGAGGGCAGUCUUGGAGCUCCCGUAGCUCCAGGAGCAGCCUCUUUUGUAGAAGUACCUGCAAUGCGCGGCCUGGUGCCCUAAGCAAUAGCGGCAACGCCAGCCACAGCGACAGCUCUGGGGCCCUGUGUAGCAGCUCCAUUCCCUUAUCUUUGUGUCAGCCUGCGGCCCCAGACCCAGAGGCAGAUUACCAGGGAAGAUUUAGGACUCCGGGAAUGUUUCCCUUGAAGGAUGCCGAAAUGGGGGCCUUUACCUUCUUUGCCUCUGCUCUGCCCCAUGAUGUCUGUGGAAGCAAUGGGCUUCCUCUCACACCAAAUUCCAUCAAGAUUUUAGGGCGCUUUCAAAUCCUCAAGACCAUCACUCACCCCAGGCUGUGCCAGUAUGUGGAUAUUUCUAGGGGAAAGCACGAGAGAUUGGUGGUGGUAGCUGAACACUGUGAACGGAGUCUAGAAGACUUGCUUCGUGAAGGGAAACCCGUGAGCUAUUCAAAGGUUUUGUGCAUAGCAUUUGAGGUACUUCAGGGCUUGCAGUAUAUGAAUAAACAUGGUAUAGUACACCGGGCACUGUCUCCUCAUAAUAUCGUUUUGGAUCAAAAGGGACAUGUUAAAUUGGCUAAAUUUGGACUUUAUCACAUGACAGCAUAUGGUGACGAUGUUGAUUUCCCAAUUGGGUAUCCAUCGUACUUGGCACCUGAGGUAAUUGCGCAAGGAAUUUUCAAAACCAGUGAUCAUGUGCCAAGUGAAAAACCAUUGCCUUCUGGCCCCAAAUCAGAUGUCUGGUCUCUUGGAAUCAUUUUAUUUGAGCUCUGUGUGGGAAGAAAAUUAUUUCAGAGUUUAGAUAUUUCUGAAAGACUAAAAUUUCUGCUUACACUGGACUGUGUAGAUGACACUAUAAUAGUUCUGGCUGAGGAGCAUGGUUGUCUGGACAUUAUAAAGGAGCUUCCUGAAACUGUGAUAAAUCUUUUAAAGAAGUGCCUCACCUUCCAUCCUUCUAAGAGGCCAACCCCAGAAGAGUUAAUGCAGGACAAUGUGUUCAGUGAAGUGUUACCCUUAUACACUCCCUUUAUCAAACCUGCUAGCCUGUUUUCUUCUUCUCUGAGAUGUGCUGAUUUGACUCUGCCGGAGGAUAUCAGUCAGUUGUGUAAAGAUAUAAACAAUGACUACCUGGCAGAAAGAUCUAUUGAAGAAGUGUAUUACCUUUGGUGUUUAGCUGGAGGUGACUUGGAAAAAGAGCUUGUGAACAAGGAAAUCAUUCGAUCCAAACCACCUAUCUGCACACUCCCCAAUUUUCUCUUUGAAGAUGGUGAAAGCUUUGGACAAGGUCGAGAUAGAAGUUCACUAUUAGAUGACACCACUGUGACACUGUCAUUAUGUCAGCUAAGAAAUAGAUUAAAAGAUGUUGGUGGAGAAGCAUUUUACCCACUACUUGAAGAUGAUCAGUCUAAUUUACCUCAUUCAAACAGCAAUAAUGAGCUGUCUGCAGCUGCCACUCUCCCUUUAAUCAUCCGAGAGAGGGAUACAGAGUACCAGCUAAACAGAAUCGUUCUCUUUGACAGGCUGCUAAAGGCUUAUCCAUAUAAAAAAAAUCAAAUUUGGAAAGAAGCAAGAGUCGACAUCCCUCCUCUUAUGAGAGGUUUAACCUGGGCUGCUCUUCUGGGAGUUGAGGGGGCUAUUCAUGCCAAGUAUGAUGCAAUUGAUAAAGACACUCCAAUUCCUACAGAUAGACAGAUUGAAGUGGAUAUUCCUCGUUGUCAUCAGUAUGAUGAGCUGUUAUCCUCACCAGAAGGUCAUGCAAAAUUUCGGCGUGUCUUAAAAGCCUGGGUUGUAUCCCAUCCUGAUCUUGUGUAUUGGCAAGGUCUUGACUCGCUUUGUGCUCCGUUUCUAUAUUUAAAUUUCAAUAAUGAAGCUCUAGCUUAUGCCUGUAUGUCUGCUUUUAUCCCCAAAUACCUGUACAACUUCUUCUUGAAAGACAACUCACAUGUAAUACAAGAGUAUCUGACUGUGUUCUCUCAGAUGAUUGCAUUUCAUGAUCCAGAGCUAAGCAAUCAUCUCAAUGAGAUUGGAUUUAUUCCAGAUCUCUAUGCCAUCCCUUGGUUUCUCACCAUGUUUACUCAUGUAUUUCCACUGCACAAAAUUUUCCACCUCUGGGAUACCUUACUGCUUGGGAAUUCCUCUUUCCCAUUCUGUAUCGGAGUAGCAAUUCUUCAGCAGCUGCGUGACCGACUUUUGGCUAAUGGCUUUAAUGAGUGCAUUCUUCUCUUCUCUGACUUACCAGAAAUUGACAUUGAACGUUGUGUGCGAGAAUCAAUCAACCUGUUUUGUUGGACUCCUAAAAGUGCUACUUAUAGGCAGCAUGCUCAACCUCCAAAGCCAACGUCUGAUAGCAGUGGAGUCAGAAGUUCGACACCUUAUUUCCCCACUGAGUGUCCAGAUCCUCCAAAAACAGACCUGUCAAGAGAAUCCAUUCCGUUAAAUGACCUAAAGUCAGAAGUAUCACCCCGGAUUUCAGCAGAGGACCUGAUUGACUUGUGUGAGCUUACAGUGACUGGCCACUUCAAAACACCCACCAAGAAAACAAAGUCCAGUAAACCAAAGCUCUUGGUAGUCGACAUCCGGAAUAGUGAAGAUUUCGUUCGGGGUCACAUUUCAGGCAGCAUCAACAUUCCAUUCAGCACUGCGUUCACUGCUGAAGGGGAGCUUACCCAGGGACCUGGCACUGCCAUGCUCCAGAGCUUCAAAGGGAAAGUCAUUGUCAUCGUGGGGAAUGUAGCAAAGCACACAGCAGAGUUUGCAGCUCAUCUUGUGAAGAUGAAAUAUCCGAGAAUCUGUAUUCUAGAUGGUGGCAUUAAUAAAAUCAAGCCCACAGGCCUCCUCACCGUUCCAUCUCCUCAAAUAUGAAGAACAAGAGCAUGGCUGUUAAAAGGACAGAAUAGCCUCACCCCUCGCAGCACAACUGUCCACAGCCUCGCCACUCUGACAGAACUAGACUUCCAGAUUGUUACAUCUUCAUGAAGUUUUGUCAUGAGACAUUUAUUUUUUAAAACGCAUGACCCAAAUGUUCAGCUAUCCAGGAAACUUGACUGUACAUGUAUUGCUGAAAGAAUUUUCUUCAUGGUGAAAUCCGAUCAUGUAUUUUUUACCACACCAACACAAAGCCAGAAGAAUUCAACUGACGAGGCAGGUUUAACAUUAUCAAGAAAUCUCGUUGCACUGAAAAAGCUGUCUUCCACAGCACUGAGCAGACAGUCCUAACAGAGGUAUUCGUUAGAAAUAUAGACUGAAUGUGGGCUGAAAUCAUUCUUCCAUGAUAAAGAAAAGUGAAAAGCUAUUCACCAUACAUUCCUUAUAAGUACAUGCUACAUUUGGUACUGAUUUUUGGCCCAGACGUGUGUAUGCGUGUGUUUAGAGGGAGUAUUAUUUAGCCCAUCAGAGAAAAUAAUAACAGUUCUGGAAAAAUGAAAGUCAGAGACUAUUCAUAUUAUAUAGAAUAUUGUUCAGCUUCUGUAGCUGAGACACUAAAAAUAAGAGUGACUUAGACAAAAUAGAACUUUGUUUUUCUCUCAUGUAACACCCUUGCAGAGUCAGUGUAGGGCUACUGUAUUGGAUUCAUAGUGAUUCAGAACUGAGGUGUCUUUUUUCACUGCCCUACGACCCUCAACACUGGGUUUCUAUCUCAUAGACCAAGAUGGCUGUUCAACUCCCUCCGUCACACCUGCAGUUCGGAAGGAAGGGAAUCUCAGAGGAGGGAGGGGGAAAAAGAAGAGAAGGUAAAAAUAGGGAGGAAGAAGAGAAGGGGGGGCAUGUUCCUUCUCUUUAAGGGCACAAACCAGAAGUUGCACAUGUUACUUCUGCAUACAUACUAUUAGCCAGAACUUAGGCAUGUGGCCACAACUAGCUAUCAAGAAAACUUGAAAUAUAGUUUUAACUGGGCAGUCAUUUACCCAGUUAAAAUUUUUAUUACUGUUUAGGAAGAGGAGAACACAUUGAAGGACAGCUGGCAGCCUCUGCCACAUAAUUCUAAAAAUCAAGCAUUUCGUUGAAUCUAAGAUAUAUCACAACUUUAUGCACCAUGAAGAAAGAAAAAUGCAGCCAAAUAAACUGUGACACCCUAUCAAUUAUAGGAUUUAUUUCCAUUUCAGAAAUGUGAAAAAACAUGCAUCUUAGAAUUAUUAAAAUACAGUAUGUUUUUUUGACUAUGUUCAAUUUUGUUUUAACUAAAACAUGAUUUUUUAUCUUUAACUUGUAUUCCUCUUUAGUAUUAGGACUACGUAAGUAGAAUAUUUCAAUAAGAACCUCAGUCCAACUUUCCCGAUUAUGGUUUUAUCACUGCAGUUUGUUUUGGGGUUUUUUGUCAUCUAUAUUUUUAAUUCAGAUAUAAUUUGUAUACCUUAAAAUUCAGCCUUUUAGAAUGUAUAAUUCAUGUUUUUUAGUAGAUUCACAAACCUGCUCAAUAAUCACUGUUAAUUUCAGAACAGUUUCAAAACCCAAAGAAGAAAUCCUCUACCUAUGAGCAGACAUUCCCCAUUGAUCCCCUCCCAAGAUCUUUAAUUUGAUUUUUAUGUAUGGAGUGAGAUAAGUAGCCAACUUCAUUCUUGCACGUAGAUGUCAAGUUGUCCCAGCAGCUGUGUUGGGGUUUUUUUUUUUGCUCAAUUAAAUUAUAUUCAGUCAUUCACUAAAUAAAAUAUCACUAUUUGCAAGACAC